AUGGCGCAGAUGGUUGCGAUGCCUGUAGCUCACUCGCUCUCACUCAUUUGCAAUUUGACCAAAUCCAAUCCUCUCUCUCGCAACACUCUUGCUUUGCCAUCUCCAGUCACUCCCAAUAAGCAGAAUCUAAGCAUUAGAUGUGCUCGUGUUGGAGGUGUGGAGAUUCCGAGUAACAAGAGAAUUGAGUACUCUCUUCAGUACAUUCAUGGGAUUGGUCGAACUAGAGCUCGUCAGAUUCUCGUUGAUCUUCAGAUGGAGAACAAAAUCACCAAAGACAUGGCUGAGGAAGAACUCAUCAUUCUUCGUGAUGAAGUCUCCAAGUAUAUGAUCGAGGGUGAUCUGAGGAGGUUCAAUGCGCUUGCGAUCAAGAGGUUGAAGGAGAUUCAAUGUUACCGUGGGGUUAGGCACAUCCAAGGAUUGCCAUGUCGGGGACAGAGAACGAAGAACAAUUGCAGGACUCUUAAAGGCAAGAAAAUUGCAAUUGCAGGGAAGAAGAAAGUUUCCAAGUAA
Molecule: messenger RNA, 510 nt
Organism: Arabis nemorensis
Lineage: Eukaryota; Viridiplantae; Streptophyta; Magnoliopsida; Brassicales; Brassicaceae
Source: the annotation of a GenBank genome assembly